UUUUUAAUAUUGAGUAUAAAUGUUAGAAUUAAAAAGUUAAUUUUAAACCGAUGUUUUAAAGAGUGUCGAACUAUUUAAAUUUAAUUGUGUUUUUUUAUAUAGUUAGCAUAAUUACAGUUUAUACAUGGUGGAAACUGGAGGAAACAAUGGGUUCACCGACUGGUCAAGAUGUUUGUGUUUUUGUGUUAUUUCUGGUAAAUUUUGUUUCAGUAACCCCAGGCCAGAAGCUAGACGACCCGUCCCCUGAUGGCUUUAGGAACAACCUUAAUCAGCCGGCGUGGGGCAUUGCAGGGAGCAACUUUUUACGAGUCAGCCCCAACGCCUACUCGGACGGGGCCUACGAGAUGAGCGGCAAGGACCGACCCAACCCUCUAGAGGUGAGUCUGAGAGCCCAUCACUCGGGCCCCAUCUACCAGCCCUCGUCUUACGGCAGGAACGCUCUGCAGGCUUUUUAUGGGCAGUUGGUGCUGGAUGAGAUAGCCCAGUUCUACAUGUCCGGCUGUCCACCAGAGUACGAGAACAUGCCCCUCCCAGAUAAGCAUCCUCUGAGGAACUUCACCGAGCGCCCGCACACCUUCCUGAGGUCGCUCUACGACCAGAGCACGGGAUACACGUCGGCAGGACCUAGGCAACAGAUUAAUCUAGUUUCAUCGUUUCUUGAUGGAGGGGUAAUCUACGGUACCAGUAAGGUCUGGACCUCCCUCCUGAGGUCCUACAAGAAGGGCAUGCUGCUCUCAGACAGCGAAGAUGACGAUGAUGAUGAUGAUGAUAUCAAGUCCAGUUUCCCAGCACACAACACAGAAAGGCUGCCCAUGUUUAACGCCCCAAUACCACGUGAUCACAACAUGAAACCUGUAGACAGAUUGUUUCGUCUAGGCAACGGCAAAGGUCACGAAAAUCCAUUCCUACUGGCACUGCAGGUGAUUUGGUUUCGGUACCACAAUAAAUUAGCUCAGGAUUUAUCCAAGAAGUUUCCAGAACUUUCCGACGAAGAGUUGUUCCAAACAACGAAAAGAAAAGUUGUUGCAGUUUUCCAGAAAAUAGCGAUGAAUGACUGGCUCCCUGCUUUUCUAAACGGCAAUGAAACCAGGGAUAACAACACCCGCCCCACAGAUAUUUCACCUUAUACAAAAUACAACUCACGCACACAGCCUGGGGUCACUCAAGAGUUCCUGGUCGCUAUGGAGUUCAGGAACACAAUCACACCGUCUGCCAUAUGGGCACUGGGGGAGACUUGUAAUUUUAACACCACUAGAGGACGAGGCCCAAAUGGCGAAGACAGGACAGUUACCUCUUACAGACUCUGCAAUCACUUUUGGGAUCCUCAGUCUGUAGUAAAGAAAGAACUUGAGGCAAUAAUUCAAGGGAUGAUUUACACUAAAGCAAAGGUGGAAAAUGGCAAAUAUGUUGAGGAUUAUUCUGAAUCUUUCUAUGGCCCUUUUGAAUACUCCCGCAAUGAUCAUGUGGGUGAGCAGAUCCAGAGAUUUCGGGACCAUGGCUUGUCUGGUCUCAACACGAUCCGCAGGUCAUAUGGACUGGAUAUUUUGACAGACUGGGCAAGGCUUGGUGGUGCUAAUGGUACACUUCAGACAUUAUAUGGUGGCUCUGCACCUAAUGACCUGGACCUCCUGACUGGAGGAUUGCUGGACAAGGAUCAGAAGAAUGGGAUGUCAGAUGUGUUUAGGAGCAUCAUAUUGGAGCAGUUUACCAGGGUCAGGGACACUGAUAGGUUCUGGUAUCAAAACAAAGAUGUUUUCAAUGCAACAGAAAUUCUAGAGAUAGAGGGUAUCAGCUUUGUUGAUGUACUAGAGGAGACUACCCACCUCACAAAUCUUCCAUCUAAUGUUUUUGUUUGUGAUGGAUCAGUUGGACAAUGUAGUUGUAAGGAUCCCCCAAAUAUGGACUAUGUUUCUAACCCAGAAGUUGAGAUCUGCAGUCCCUUGGCCACAUAUGAUUAUAUAACUGGAAGUGAAUGGUCAUUUGCACUUUCCUUUUUGGCACUUGCCCUUGUUAUCCCAGUGUCUAUUGGAGUAUUGUGUUGUAUGGUUAAAAAGAAAAAAGUAGUUAUUGUUGAAACCAAUAAAAGAAAAUCAACUUUGAUUAUGAAAAAUGACAAAAAUAAGUUUAGAGGUAACGAGUAUCUCGGCAAGAGCUCUGGUUACCGAGAUGUCAGAGGUGAGCUGAAGUCAGAUGAGCAGCGCAUUGUCAUCCGCGACCCCCGGGGUAGAGACCUGAGGUAUGUGGACUUCAAGUCAUCUGCUGCAGCCAGUGUGACUCUCCAUCUGUCAUCAGACAAAGAUUUGUCCCUGCUGUGUCUUAAGGUCCCAGGAGAUAUUGACUUAAUCUUACGAUUUCCAGGAUUUGCUAUUCGAGAAAGUUUUGUUGGAGCUCUUGAAAGAUUCUUAUCUGAGAUAGGCAUUUCUCUUGACACCCAGCAUGCCUCAGAAACAUCUCUGUUUUCCAACGCUAAUGAUAAAGAUCAAAGGCAAAAGUUGUUGGACAAAUUCUUCAGAGCUGUCUGCCUUACAGCAUUUGAUGGUACUGGCCUGAAUGAGGAUGAUCGACUGGACCUCAAGGUUGUGGAUGAGGUGAUUCACAUCAAGCUGACCAUGACUGAAUUUGCUGAUGCCAUGGGCAUGCAACCAUCCUCUCUUUUUGUGAAGAAUGUCUUUCUAUUAGCAGACAUAAACAAUGACAGAUAUUUGGCUUUUGAGGAGUUUUUGCACUUGUUUGCAAUUUUCUUAAAAGGAACCGCUGAAGAAAAAAGUAGAUUGCUUUUUAACAUUUAUGAUGUACGAAAAGUAGGAUAUCUCACAAAAGAUGAGUUCUAUCGAAUGAUAAAAUCCCUGUUGGAUCUGGCUGAAAGUGCAGACCUAACUGAUGGCUCAGUAAAAGAUCUUGUCACCUCCAUGUUCAAGCAUGUAGGCCUGACCGAUGCAAGCCAGAUAACGAUACAACAUUUCCAGAAAAUCUUCUGUUCCGAGGAGUACUCAUCUACGCUACAGAAUGCCACCAUUUUGGGUAAAGCUACCCAACAUGCCCCCACACAAAAUGUUGUCCAGAGAGGUGGAAAGCUCACCAGGCGAAACACAUUUAUUAAAAGCUACAUCUCCAACAAGCAUAAGACAAAGGAUGCAGGCAGGAGUGUGUUAGCUGGUGAGCAAUUACCUGCAGGAUCCAGGAUAUCAAAUGCACUGAACUUGACAGUUGGACCAAGACAGUACCCAAGGACUUCAGUUGGUCAGGUCCUGCACUCAGUGUCACGCUACAUUGACCGCUACAGGUUGCAGAUCUUCUGGGCUGUCCUGUAUACACUAGUCACUAUAGGCAUCUUUGUGGAGCGAGCUUUCUUUUUUGCAAAAGGCAGAGAGCAUGCUGGCUUGAGGCGCAUGUCAGGUGCAUGGAUAACAGCUAUGAUCAGGGGGUCUGCCAGUGUGAUCAUGUUCACUUACUCCAGCCUACUGGUCACCAUGUGUCGCAACACCAUCACAGCUCUGCGAGAAACAUUUUUACAUAGGUUUAUCCCAUUUGAUUCGGCCGUAUCAUUUCAUAAGUACAUAGCUGUACUGGCAAUAAUUGGUACACUUGUUCAUGUUGUGACCCAUGCUAUGAACCUCUACUGCAUGUGUACCCAGUCCACCACCAGCAUUAACUGUUUCUUUGGGGAGUACAAAACAGAGACUGACUCCUUUGCUACCUUCCAUUACUGGGCUUAUCAAACUAUCACAGGUCUGACUGGUGUGCUGGUUACUGUGCUCAUCUUUAUCAUGUACGUGUUUGCCACACAAUUUGCUCGUAGACAUGUCUUCAAGGCAUUCUGGCUGACCCACAGUCUGUACUGGCUAGUCUAUGUGUUGACAUUUCUUCAUGGUGUAGGCAGGCUAGUCCAAGCCCCACUCUUCUCCUGGUACCUGAUUGGUCCUCUCAUCCUCUUCAUUAUUGACAGGCUGCAAAGUACCAGCAGAAACAAGGUUGAGAUUUCUGUCAAGAGUGCCACACCCCUUCCAUCAGGUGUUCUGCGACUUGUCUUCAAACGACCAGCAACAUUUAACUACAAAUCUGGGCAGUGGGUGCGUAUAGCAUGCACAGAGCUGAGUGAAACUGAAUACCAUCCCUUCACCCUCACCUCUGCCCCCCAUGAGUCACACCUUAGCCUACACAUCAGGGCUGUGGGGCCUUGGACAACAAAUCUCAGGAAAAUCUAUAGCCCAGGAGAAAAUGAAGAUCUACAAAAGCUCCCAAAUCUGUUUCUUGAUGGUCCAUUUGGUGAGGGUCACCAAGACUGGUACUCAUGUGAGGUGGCGGUGUUGGUGGGUGGUGGUAUUGGAGUCACACCAUUUGCCUCCAUUUUAAAAGACAUAGCGUUCAAAUCCAAGACAGGAAUACAGGUCACAUGUAAAAAGGUUUAUUUUAUCUGGGUGACACGGACCCAGCACAGCUUUGAAUGGCUGGUGGACAUCAUUCGGGACGUUGAGGCAGCAGAUCUCAGGGGCAUUGUUGAUACACACAUCUUUGUGACCCAGUUCCAGCAACGAUACGAUCUCAGGACAACCAUGCUGUAUAUAUGUGAGAGGUACUUCCAAAAGGUGGAAGGUAAAAGUUUGUUCACCGGCUUGAAGGCAGUGACACAUUUUGGCAGACCAAACUUUGAAGAUUUCUUCUGGGCUCUCACAGAGGUGCACAAAGAUGUUUCUCAAGUUGGAGUAUUCAGCUGUGGUCCAGGACCCAUGACAUCAAAUGUGCAAAAGGCUUGCAAUGCCAUGAAUAGCUUAGUGGGGCCAACAUUCACUCACCACUUUGAGAAUUUCUAAAACUAGACAGGCAUUAAGUCUAAAAUGCCUAUACCACAUAUUUUUAUUAUGUUAAACUUGGUUUUCAUUGUAAUGUGGAAUAAAGCUAAAAAAAAUAAAUAAAAUAAAACAAAUGUUACAAUAAAAUAUGUCAGAAAUGCAACACAACAUUGCUAUAAAGAGUGCAAGUAAAAUUCCAUUUGGUAAAUUAGUUUAAAAAUGUCCUCAAUGGGCAGAAUUCCAGCACUUUAUAUCACAUUUAUAUUCUGAUUUACACUCACAAUUACAUGAAUAUUGACACUCACAUGUGCACUUAUAGGAUUGUUUGUUUUACUUGCACUUACACUCAUAUUAGCUUAUUUUUUGUUUGUUUUCAUGUCAUAAAUGUGGUUUGAGAUUGUUGUUGGUUUUAUGCCAUUACUGAAAACUACUAAUUGGGGUCAAGACAGUGGUGAACUUAGGUCAAAUCAUAUUUAAGCCAAGAUAGGUCAGCGUGGUCUGAGAUAUUUGUUGUUGGUUUCAUCAGGGUCAAGAUGGUGUUAAAUUAGUGGAAAGAUAGGUCGCAGUGGUCUGAAGUUGUUGGUCUAAUGGUUAGCAAGGGUCCAAUUAUGGUAAUUUCAACUUAGGUUGUAGUGGCAAAAUAUUGCUGCUAGUCACUUGGACAAAACCUGUGUUUAUUUGAAUCUCUAAACAGAAGUGGUUUUAAUCAUGGGCAGAGUGGGGGAAGAACCUAGGAUCUUUUUAUAUGUGUAUGUUUGUCUAAGAUUGUGUCUGUUCCUGUCAUUUGUUUUGUGUGUAAGUAUGUGUAAACAUGUCAGUGAGUAAGUGUGCAAUUUCAUAAGUUUUUAAGUUUGGUGUGAAAGGGUUUUAGAAUUUGUGAGUGAGUGAUGGAGUGCAUGUUGCUGAGUAUGAGUAAGUAUGCAAAUGUGUAAGAGUGUAUGUAAUUUCGUGUGUAGGAUUGUAAGCCAGUAUUUCAGUGUGUGUUUGAGUGUAAAUGUGUGAGUGUGAGUUCAUUUGUGUGUAAGUAUGCGUUUGAGUGAGUCUCGUGUAAGAGUGAGAAUGUAUAAUUGUGCGAGUAUGUGAUUGUAGUAGUGUGUGGGUGUCUUAUUGAGUUUGUGAGUGCAUGCUUUUGUAUGAUUGCCAGAUAAUGAUUUUGUGACACAGUAACAAAGGCUGUAACAUUGUAACUUUGAAUAUAUGCUAGACACAUGCACAUACAAAAACGUAAAAAAAUGAGCAUUUUCAGCAGUGUUUAAUAUACAUAGAAGCAUGCUAUAAAUACAAAAUAAAGACUGGCAGUCAAGUCUGAGAUGAUAUAGGACUAUCUUCAAUUAUAAAUACAUUAUGAACUAACUGGCCUCAGUUUUUGUCUGUAAUGAUAUAAGAAUAUUCUUUGAUUAUGUCACACUGACUUGUUGCAUCAUUGGCCUGUAAGAGUAAGGAAUGUUUCAUAUUUAACAAUAUAUAAACAAUUCAAUUUCAUCAUUGUCAAUUCACAAAUGUCUAACAUGAUUUUAGUGUAAUUUCAUGAACCAAAUAUAAAUUUAAUUUGUAUCAGAGAAAAAAAAACCUGACCAGGCAAAAAAUGAAAUGACAAUGAAACUAUAUAGUUUACAAUAAAUUAAACUUUCAUUCCUGUCAUUCUCUUGUAUUAAAAUGAUUUAAAUUGAAAAUGAAAUCC
Molecule: messenger RNA, 6471 nt
Organism: Physella acuta
Lineage: Eukaryota; Metazoa; Mollusca; Gastropoda; Physidae
Product: dual oxidase 1
Biological process (GO): superoxide anion generation; response to oxidative stress; defense response
Cellular component (GO): plasma membrane; NADPH oxidase complex
Molecular function (GO): superoxide-generating NAD(P)H oxidase activity; heme binding; calcium ion binding
Source: RefSeq, a predicted model, not a curated record